This is a messenger RNA of Sparassis crispa, 345 nucleotides long. RefSeq lists its product as hypothetical. The transcript is spliced from 4 exons. The record is from RefSeq and is a predicted model, not a curated record. The coding region runs from base 1 to 345 and encodes 114 amino acids. NCBI's taxonomy places the organism in Eukaryota, Fungi, Basidiomycota, Agaricomycetes, Polyporales, Sparassidaceae.
AUGACAUUUACGAAUAUUUACCUCUCUACAUUCGCAACCCGAGAUAUCAGCCACUGCUCCGAAACCGACCAUAUUUCUGUGGGUUGCACAGAGACCCUAGUUUUCCUUGCUGAGGAAGAGACGGACGCGUCGACUAUUCCUAGCCGCUGUCCUAGCCUACAGCUGCCCGACGUGUCCUGCAAAAUUCAGUAUGAGUAUCCGAAGCUUGCACCCCUCGACAUGUGCCUAGUGGCUCUCCUUGAGCCUACCAGCCACAAUGAUGCUAUAUCAACUUCUUCUGACUACUCCGACAUUGUUUCCCAGCCCAUAGUGAAGUCCCACCUGCCGGAGUUGCAUUCCGACUGA